AUGAUCAUCGAUCCAAUUCUUUGGCUGCCCAUGACAAAUACGGAAAGAAGUCAAGUCCUCCGCUGGCGCCUCGGUUGGAUACCUGGCGGUAUAUCUCGUCCAUGUCCCUACCAUCCUUCUCAAACGUUCAGUCGUACUCAUUCUAUUGAGUGUCUACAUAUGCACCAUCGACUCCAAAUGCCAAGAACGGUCACCGACCCACUCUGCUUCCUGCUAAACCAACUACUGACUAAAAAGCUAAAAUGCUCACAGGAUAUGGCUCAUUGGACAAUCCGUUGGCCAGUUAUUUGUAUCAUCCUACAUGAAAUGAAUUAUCUCUUUCAUGAAAGGCUACCUCCAGAUCCUCCCUCAGAACCUGGUUUACUAUUGGUGAAAUGGUUAUUCAACUAA
Messenger RNA from Cokeromyces recurvatus, 390 nucleotides. RefSeq lists its product as uncharacterized. The record is from RefSeq and is a predicted model, not a curated record. NCBI's taxonomy places the organism in Eukaryota, Fungi, Mucoromycota, Mucoromycetes, Mucorales, Mucoraceae. The transcript has a single exon. Bases 1 to 390 code for a protein of 129 amino acids.